Messenger RNA from Symbiodinium sp. CCMP2592, 1827 nucleotides. The record is from the annotation of a GenBank genome assembly. NCBI's taxonomy places the organism in Eukaryota, Dinophyceae, Suessiales, Symbiodiniaceae.
AUGGCAGAAAGCCUUGCCAGCACCAGGAUCAGCGCCUCAAUGGGACCUUCCAGCGGACAUGUCAUCGAAGACGCUGCGGCCGAAGGCCUCGGCAGGGCCAGGGCCAAUUCCAUGGACCCCUUCGAAGAGCUGCUCCGACAGCUGCGCAUGUUCCACCAGGGUGAAGUGCAGCGACUCCGUGAGGAGGUGCUGAGUUUACAGAGCCAGAGGCUUCAGACAGAGAUGCAGGCACCAGCCUUCUUGCAGAAGCAGACAGAUGCAGAGGUGAUGGAGAUGGCGGAGGCAGUGGCGGAGUCACAGGGGAUGAACAUUCAUGAGGAGGAUCGAGGGGAGAGCGGGCUGCCAACUUCCCUGAAUUCCGCGGCAAGCAACCAAAAGCGGACGAGGUCUUUUGCGGACUCCAACAAUCAAGAGAAUGAGAAGGGCUGGGAGCUAGGUAAGUCCAAGCACGUGGGCAACAUCAGAGCGAAGAAGUCUGCGUCGGUGCUUGACCAAGUGCACAAGAAACACAGCCAGUCUUCCUGGAGGUGGGACGGGGACUGUCGGAGCUUCCUGCAGCGUAUUCUCCGGCACCCGGCCAUUGACUGCACCAUGAGCUUCCUGAUCGUCUGCAACGCCAUGGUCUUUGCUUUCGAAGCUCAGUAUAGGGGCUUCGAGAUGGCCGAGGCGCUGGGAUUCAAACGCGACGAGAUCUCUGUGACUGCCCACGAGCUGUGGCCAGGUGCUGAAGACGUCUUUCCUGUGAUCGAGAUGUUCUUCGGCAUCAUUUUCACGAUCGAGGUGGUACUGCGGCUCUAUGCCGAGCGUCUGCAUUUCUUCGCAGAAGGUUGGAACUGGCUCGAUGCCACUGUGGUCGUUGUAUGGCUGUUUGGGAAGAUCUGGAGAACACUUCCGGUGAACAGUCAGAUAUUGCGGCUCGGCCGUCUCUUCCGCCUUCUUCGCAUGCUGCGCCUGGUGCGUCGGAUGAAAGAGUUCGAUGCUCUUUUCUUGAUGACCACCGCCAUUCGAAGCAGCUUCAUGGUCCUUGGGUGGACGAUCGCCCUGUUGUUCGUCUGCCAGAUGCUCUUCGCCUUGAUCGUCCAGCAAUUCCUGUACGGCUUCUACUUCGACGAGAACGCCGACGCGGCAGGGAAGGAGACACAGUUGCGUGUCUUUGAAUACUUUGGCACCUUCACCCGUGCCUUGCUGUCGCUCUUCGAGAUGACUCUGGCUAACUGGCCUCCCGUUUGUCGCCUGCUGAUGGAAGAAGUCAGCGAGUGGUGGAUGAUCUUCUGCUUGUUCCACAAAUUGACGAUGGGCUUCGCUGUGGUCGGCGUCAUAAACGGCGUUCUCAUGCAAGAAACAUUCAAGGUGGCCCACAUGGAUGACACCGUGAUGGUCCGCGAGAAGCAGCGGGCCAUGCGGACGCAUGUUUCAAAGAUGUCGGCUUUGUUCCAUGAUGCUGACACCUCCGGCGACGGACGGCUGGACAUCGAAGAGUUCAAGACUGUUUUGCAGCACUACGAAGUGAAGAUUUGGCUGGCAGCGAUGGAUUUGGAUGUCAGCGACGUUGAGGAGCUUUUUGACAUGCUGGACACUGGUGGUGAUGGUCGACUUUCCGCCGAGGAGCUGGUGAAUGGUGUGUCGCGACUUCGGGGGGCUGCCCGGGCGAUGGACAUGAAGAGGAUCGCGCAGGUGAGCUCGAAUCUCGAGCACGGGCUGCACGACCUGGCAACGAUAAAGCCCAUGAUCCACAAGAUCCACCGCAAGCACAGCGUCGAGGAUGAUGAUAUCCGGACUGAAGUUGAGGCUCUCAUCAGAGACGAAGACAGUACGGUGGCCAUGUGA